Molecule: messenger RNA, 832 nt
Organism: Ochlerotatus camptorhynchus
Lineage: Eukaryota; Metazoa; Arthropoda; Insecta; Diptera; Culicidae
Exons: 4
Coding region: 20-832 (270 amino acids)
Source: RefSeq, a predicted model, not a curated record
CCUGUAGAGACCAGUCGCCAUGAAGUACCACUUCUGUCGCGUUGCCUUGGUGCUGUUGCAGAUCAUCUUCGCCGAAGCACUAUCUAGUGAGGAUGUCAUAGAAAGGCAUAAACGAACGCUACUGUUGACGACGGAUUCGGCUACCGGAAUACUGGCGGCUAUUGCAAUUCCAGUGGACAAGCAAAAACCUGCCGGUGUGGAUAUAUUUUGCUCGUACAAUUUCGAGAUGAACUACGGAAUGACGCAGCUAGCAUCGGAUUGGACGGAUCCGUUCAAGAGGUUUCGAGUGGAACAGACGGAAAAUGGACUCGCAGACAGCGGAGCUGGUGGUGGUGAGAGAAGAAAGCGACAGUCGCUGGGAUUUCGGCAAACCGAUGGCAUUACUCGGAGAAGGAUGUACCACGUCAUAGAGGAACAGCUGUGGGCUUCAGGAUAUGAUGGAAGAAAAUGUUUGUUGAGGGCUGUUUGUGAGGCAUCCAGUGUGGGCUUGCAUAAACACAAUGGUGUUCUUGGUGACUUGAUUCAACUAAUAUUAAGGAAAGGCUAUAACGGUCGCAGCUGUCUGCUGCGGACGAUUUGCGAAGCGGCAGAAGCGAAAUUUUCCCACUCGAGCGGAGUGCUAGGUGAACUGCUGCACAUCCUGUUUACCCCUUCAACGACCGACGAAUCGACAGCCGAAGAGCUGGACCCAAACCACGAGGAAUACAAACGAGCAGAAACCUUAGCCUACCGGAAUAGCCCCCGCCGACGGUUUGCUGGAAGUUCGGUUUGUUCGGAUAUGUACGCCGAGUGCCCAUUUUCGUUGUUGGAUCUUUUCUCAGGAAUACUAUGA